CUCACUUCGAUCCCUUUCCUUUCAACAUAAAAUCUGUUGUUUUAAAUUUGUGGUGCAAUAUAUAUAUAUAUAUGCUAUAGUCAAUAUUAAUUGAUAUGAACAGCAAAAGUAAUAGGACUCCUACGAGUAGUAAUUCACCUGAAAAGCUGGAUAGGAAGACGGUGGAGAGGAAUCGGAGGAUACAUAUGAAAGGCCUCUGCUUCAAGCUCACCUCUCUCGUCCCUCCCCACCAUUUUCAACCCUCCAAGGACAUGUUAUCACAGCAAGAGCAGCUGGACCAGGUGGCCACGUACGUAAAGCAAUUGAAAGAGAGAGUCGAUGAGUUGAAGGCAAGGAAGGCAAUAGCAAUGGGCAACAACAACAAUGUCACCGGAACCAAAAACCAUAACAAGGAAACGUCGUCGUCGAUGUCCGAAUAUUUCAGAUCACCGGUGUUUGAGUUGCGAGAUUUGGGUUCGAGUUUAGAAGUAAACCUAGUAACAGGUUUGGAGAAGAACUUCAAGCUUUGUGAAGUCAUUGGUAUUUUACACGAGGAAGGAACUGAAGUUGUGAGUGCUGUCUUUUCUACAUUCGGGGAUAGGGUUUUCCACACCCUCCAUGCUCAGGUGAGAGUUUCUAGAGUUGGUGUGGAGACUUCAAGGGUAUGCCAGAGAUUGCAGGAAUUGGUUUGCUCAUGAUUAUUUUCUUCCCCUUUUCAAGUUUUUGGGAAGAUUUUCUGUAGCCGUAGGAGCAUGGUGUUAGUUGUUCUCAUGCCCUGUUAGUUGAAAGUAUUGAUUAGUAUUAGAAAGUGUGACAGAAGC
Messenger RNA from Rhododendron vialii, 800 nucleotides. Its product is annotated as transcription factor bHLH162-like. Gene Ontology annotation, biological process: regulation of transcription by RNA polymerase II. The coding region runs from base 96 to 677 and encodes 193 amino acids. Gene Ontology annotation, molecular function: protein dimerization activity; DNA-binding transcription factor activity, RNA polymerase II-specific; RNA polymerase II transcription regulatory region sequence-specific DNA binding. Gene Ontology annotation, cellular component: RNA polymerase II transcription regulator complex. The transcript has 3 exons. Lineage: Eukaryota; Viridiplantae; Streptophyta; Magnoliopsida; Ericales; Ericaceae. The record is from RefSeq and is a predicted model, not a curated record.